AUGAUCGCAGAAAGGUUGGAAUAUGUCAAAUUUCAAACUGUCAUCAAACGACUGCUCUUCAUUGUCGGUUUAUGGACAAAAUAUGACUCGAGUUUAUUAUUCCGAUCACUGAUUCAUAUUUAUGUGUCUCUCUUUAUUGUUCCAACAAUCGGCGUGAUUAAUUUUUUUCUUACUAAUAUAACAAACAUUAAUCUCGCUACCAGAAGUUUGAGUACACUUCUGGGCUUCUCGACAGUAAUAAUAAAAGGAAUAUGUUUUAUAAUUAAUCGCCGCGAAGUCGACGAGCUGCACAAGAUUUUGGAGCCAUAUUUUAACGAAUUGUUGAAAACUCCCGAAAUGUCAACGCAGGUUUUGAACAAAAUCUCAACUUUCAGACGCCUGCCGACAAUAAUCAUGACAAUAGUCACCACCGGUUGCAUUUCUUAUGCGAUUGUUCCGAUAAUUUCGAUCAUACAACAGUAUCGUCAAAAAACUUAUCCGAUCAAUUAUAAUCUCAUCUAUCAAACUGUGUAUCCGUGGGAGGUUCCGAAAAAUUCGGCGAUCCACUUUAUCCACUUUAUCGACGAAUAUUUACUGACUGUUGCCAUUGUUCUAAUCACAUCUGCGGUGGACAGUUUGUACACGUAUUACAUGUUCCAAAUGAUCGGUAUUUUGCGAGAAAUAUCGUAUCGUAUUUCAAUGUUCGAUGAGAAAAAUUGUGAGUUUGAAAUACGCGAAUGCGUUAAUAAAUAUGAAAUUCUAGUACGAUGUACGAAAAAAAUACAAAAAGUGUAUGGAGUGAUUAUUUUAUGGACCAUGAAUGUCAAUGCGAUCGUACUUUGCACUGUUAUUUACCAACUUUCAAAUGCCAAAUCAAUACCGUUUUUUACGUUGCUCCUCUGCGUGGCGUACACUGGCUUGAAAUUAACUCAAGUUUUUAUAUACGCCUGGUCUGGAAAUCUUCUUACAAUCGAGAGUGAAAAAUUUCGAGAAGCCAUUUACGCAUCACGGUGGCUCGGUAAUACCCGACUAAAGUCUUCAAUAAUAAUAAUGCUUUCCCAAAAGCCCCUCAUUUUAACUGCGUGUAAUUUGUUGUAUGUCACAAUAAACAUGUUCGUAAAAGUUGGAAACACAACUAUAUCUUAUUAUUUAUUAUUAAAAACAUUCGAA
Messenger RNA from Cotesia congregata, 1149 nucleotides. Lineage: Eukaryota; Metazoa; Arthropoda; Insecta; Hymenoptera; Braconidae. The record is from the annotation of a GenBank genome assembly.